CCGGCGGGUGCAUCCCUUCCCCCCAUGUUGAUGGUGUGGAGUUGGCCCGGCCUCUGCGGUUGUAUCACUGGCAGCGACAGACGCCAGCACAUCAAGAUGGGUCACACUUUGAGCCGCAUCUCCUUCUUCAGUGGACAUGCGUCUGACGACCCCUUUCUCCUCUCCGUUCGAGCUUUCCGUCAUUUCCUUGUUGCAUUUUUCUGA
Molecule: messenger RNA, 204 nt
Organism: Dichotomopilus funicola
Lineage: Eukaryota; Fungi; Ascomycota; Sordariomycetes; Sordariales; Chaetomiaceae
Exons: 1
Source: RefSeq, a predicted model, not a curated record